Molecule: messenger RNA, 306 nt
Organism: Cooperia oncophora
Lineage: Eukaryota; Metazoa; Nematoda; Chromadorea; Rhabditida; Trichostrongylidae
Source: the annotation of a GenBank genome assembly
AUGACACAUCAAGUGUAUGGACUUCUUGUUCUGUCAGAUAAGUCUCUUGCCGAAUCUCAAGCUCGAUUUUACGGGAAGGACGAGCAAGGAAUCUGCAUAGAACCCGCCCUCUUCGCUGAGUUCACCAGGAAAGAGAUCGAGUUUCUUGAGGAAUUCAGGCAUCAGAUAGAGAUAGAGAUCCGAGAAGCCCAAUCCCACGAGGACAACGAGCAGCACGUCAGCGCAUUUGAUCAAGUGAAGGAGCUAAUUUCGAACAUUGAAGGAAGAGCUGGGACCAAAAUUAUCGAUCUUGUGCAAGAAGAGUAG